AUGGGUUCUGACGCGGACAUGGAGGACUAUGGGUUCGAGUACUCAGAUGAUGAAACCGAGGAGCAGGACGUCGAUAUAGAGAACCAGUAUUACAACUCUAAAGGUUUAGUAGAAACAGAUCCAGAGGAAGCACUUGCUGGUUUUGGUGAAGUAGUUCGGAUGGAACCUGAUAAAGCAGAAUGGGGAUUCAAAGCUCUAAAGCAGACUGUUAAGCUCCACUAUCGAUUGGGGAGGUAUAAAGAGAUGAUGGAAGCAUAUAGGGUCAUGCUAACAUACAUCAAAUCAGCUGUUACAUGUAACUACAGUGAAAAACGCAUAAACAACAUAAUGGAUUUCAUUUCUGGCUCUGCAAGCUGGAAUUUCAGUCUUCUACAGGAGUUCUAUCAAACUACACUGAAUGCACUUGAAGAGGCAAAGAAUGAGAGAUUAUGGUUUAAGAUGAAUCUGAAACUUUGCAACAUUUGGUUUGAUAUGGGUGAAUGUGGACGGAUGAACAAGUUAUUGAAAGAACUUCACAAAUCUUGUCAAAAAGAGGAUGGCACUGAUGAUCAGAAGAAAGGCACUCAGCUUCUGGAAGUCUAUGCUAUUGAGAUUCAGAUGUACACUGAAACAAAGAACAAUAAAAAACUCAAGCAAUUGUACCAGAACGCCCUUUCAAUAAAAUCAGCAAUGCCACAUCCGCGAAUCAUGGGCAUAAUCCAUGCAUGUGGUGGGAAAAUGCAUAUGGCUGAACGACAGUGGGCGGCAGCAGCCACUGAUUUCUUUGAUGCAUUCAAGAACUAUGAUAAGGCUGGGAAUCAGCAUCGUAUCCAAUGCCUUAAAUACUUGGUUCUAGCCAAGAUGUUAAUGGAAUCUGAAGUGAAUCCAUUUGACGGGCAGGAGGCAAAGCCCUACAAAAAUGACCCUGAAAUCUUAGCAAUGACAAAUCUCAUGGCAGCAUAUCAGCGAAAUGAGAUACUUGAGUUUGAAAAGAUCUUGAAUACUAAUAGAAGAACUAUUAUGGAUGAUCCUUUCAUCCACAACUACAUUGAGGAUCUAUUGAAGAACAUCAGAACUCAAGUUCUGCUCAAGCUCAUUAAGCCAUAUACCAGAAUACGAAUCCCUUUCAUUUCAAAGGAACUGAAUGUGCCAGAGAAAGAUGUUGAGCAGCUCUUGGUCUCCUUGAUUCUCGACAACCGUAUUCAGGGUCACGUUGACCAAGUCAACAAGCUAUUACAGCGUAGUGACAGGUCAUCAUUGUGUAGCUAUACUGCUAUGGACAAAUGGAAUACUCAACUCCAGUCCCUGUACCAAACCAUAAGCAACUGA
Molecule: messenger RNA, 1308 nt
Organism: Elaeis guineensis (African oil palm)
Lineage: Eukaryota; Viridiplantae; Streptophyta; Magnoliopsida; Arecales; Arecaceae
Product: COP9 signalosome complex subunit 2-like
Source: RefSeq, a predicted model, not a curated record